AUGCACAUCCAGAUUCUAGAACAAAGCCCCGAGGGCUUGGGCCUGGGCCAAGAUCGAAAAACUGCGCUGCGGCUCCGCCAGCAGCCGGGAGCCCCUAGCACAUGGCUGCAGUGGGGCGUGGGGGUGGGGUGCUUGUGGGAAGACCUCCAGCGGCAGAGCCAGAAAUACAGCGGCCGGGGGCGGGUCCCGGGAAAGCAUCACGGGGGCGAGGGUACAGGGUCCACAGCACUGAUAACGCGGGUUCUGCAGUUUGCAGAGAACGACGAAGGUCACGAAAUAGACACGAUCCCACCCACUGCACCUCCGCGCCGGAAUCCGCGGGCCUCUCCACGGCCGCGCCGUCUGAGGCACCUCGCGAACCCUUUUCCUCGGGCUCCCGACCCCUUGCCUCUCCUGCUCUACUCUGCCUGCCUCGCGGAGGUGGCUCCUCCUCAGGUGGCCCGGCAGGGGCCUCCCCCAGCAGACCUGUCACCCGACACCCAGGAAGCGCGCGGCCCCAUCCUGGGUCCUCUUUGUUCCCCCGCCGGGCUCCGCGCUCGGGCGCCGCCUCCUCCCGCGUCGCGCUGUGGAGGUUCGGGGCGCCGCCCUCAGCCCGGCCCGGAGGCGCCUCAGGUUCCGUCCAUCCGGCCCGCUCCGAACGAAGGCCCUUUAUGCCUUGUUUCUCCCGGGUGGACUACGCGCGGAGCUGGGAGGCGGCGGUGCGCCCAGCCCGGAGCCGGCGCAGUGACAGGAACCACUUCCCCAAGAGCAGAACGAAAUGAGAAUCUUCAUCACAUCACCCGCAGUUGGCAAACGUGUGGCAGCCUUGUAUUUGGUCUUGAUUCCUCAUUCUUAUUUUUAUUUCAUUGCAUCCAUCUUUUAUGUAACCCGCGUCAAAUUAUUUUUGAGGGAAAAGUGUUAAAGCAACCCCUUUCCUUUGGGGGAUGAGGAAAAUGUUCUAAAAUUAGAUUAUGGUGAUGUUUGUACAACUCUGUGAACACUAAAGACCAUCGAGCUCUGGUAUGUAAUGGUGUGGAAAUCAUUUGUCAAUAAAGCUUUUCAAAAAAUCUUGAGGCUAUUGGAGAUGGUGAGAAUGGGGGUACACUGUUGUUACCUCAAUGACUCCCUAAUUAGUGACUCAAGACAUUCUAGGAGGAUCUUUGGUAGAGGCACUGCAGGGCAGUGGAGGAAAAUGAUGACCACCCCUUGGUGGACCCAUACCCCAGGUCCCUUUUCUACUGUGGGGUAGGCUUUGCACCCGGGGUUGGGUCUCCCUGGCCAUCGCUGAUUGGCUGACCCGGAGGUAGACCCGUGACUUCAGUUGACCAAUCAGCAGCAGUCUUCCCUGAAGCUCGGGAGUGUGCUGAGUCCCAGCCCCUUCUGCAGCUUGUCUUUGCUUAGGCACCUCUGAGUUUCUGCUGUUAACACUGGAAACGUUUUUAUGCUUGGUGGCACCAGGCGCGUUCCUGCAUCAUCUCGUGCUGCCUGGGCAGGCGGGCGGAGCAGUCCCAGAGGCCCGCGCAAGCUGGGCCUUGUGGGAGGUAUUGGGACUGGCGUGGACCGAAGGCCAGAGGCCAGGACUCACAGCCCGCCCGUAGCCCAGCCUGGACCAACCCAGCGU
Molecule: messenger RNA, 1600 nt
Organism: Pteropus alecto (black flying fox)
Lineage: Eukaryota; Metazoa; Chordata; Mammalia; Chiroptera; Pteropodidae
Product: formin-like protein 18
Exons: 3
Coding region: 1-927 (308 amino acids)
Source: RefSeq, a predicted model, not a curated record